This is a messenger RNA of Canis lupus familiaris (dog), 5303 nucleotides long. It is a transcript of the gene SUSD6, whose product is annotated as sushi domain containing 6. The record is from RefSeq and is a predicted model, not a curated record. The coding region runs from base 243 to 1154 and encodes 303 amino acids. Lineage: Eukaryota; Metazoa; Chordata; Mammalia; Carnivora; Canidae. The transcript is spliced from 6 exons.
GCCGCCUCCUCCCGCAGCUCCGGCCCGCGCCAGCCAGACAAGGGCACGCAGGGCCUCGCCGAGAGCCGAGAGGGCUGCGGGCGCGCGCAGGCGGCGGAGCGGACCCCGGCGCGCGGACGCUUGGAGCCCCCUCGCGGAGGUCGCCGCGCCGUCCCCGGGUAAAUCUGCCUGCUGCUGACUUCAGAAUUCUUACUUCUGGCUUUUAAAUUUUUUCUUUUUAAAAUAACUUGGACGGAUAAAAGAUGUGCCAUGGCAGGAUAGCACCAAAGAGCACCUCAGCGUUGGCCGUGGCCUCCGUGGGACAUGGAGUGUUCCUUCCGCUGGUGAUCCUUAGCACCCUCUUUGGAGACGGACUUGCCUCAGUGUGCUCCCUGCCCCCGGAGCCAGAGAAUGGUGGCUACAUCUGCCACCCCCGGCCUUGCAGAGAUCCCCUGAAUGCGGGCAGCGUCAUCGAGUAUCUGUGUGCCGAGGGCUACGUGCUGAAGGGCGAUUACAAGUACCUGACCUGUAAGAAUGGGGAAUGGAAGCCAGCCAUGGAGGUCAGCUGCCGUCUCAACGAGGACAAAGAUGCCCACACAUCCCUCGGGGUCCCCACGCUGUCCAUAGUGGCUUCCACCGCCAGCUCCGUGGCACUCAUUCUCCUCCUUGUGGUGCUGUUUGUGCUGCUGCAGCCGAAGCUGAAGUCCUUCCAUCACAGCAGGCGCGACCAGGGGGUAUCUGGCGACCAGGUGUCCAUCAUGGUGGAUGGAGUCCAGGUUGCGCUACCGUCAUAUGAGGAAGCUGUGUAUGGCAGUUCCGGUCACUGUGUGCCACCUGCUGACCCCAGGGUACAGAUUGUGCUGUCCGAAGGAUCUGGGCCCGGUGGAAGGAACGGGCCAAGGGAGCAGCAAUUGCAGGACCAGGGGGCCUGUUCCUCUGCAGGUGGAGAGGAGGAGGCCCCAGGCCAGUCUGGACUGUGUGAAGCCUGGGGCUCUCAGGGCUCAGAGACUGUGAUGGUGCAUCAGGCAACCACCUCUUCCUGGGUGGCCGGCUCAGGGAAUAGCCGAGUGGCAUACAAAGAAGCCCCAGAUUCAGAGAACAGUGACAUACAAAGCCUUUUAUCCCUCACAUCGGAGGACUACACAGAUGAUAUCCCACUGUUGAAAGAAGCAUGAGUGCUGCCAUGGGCCUCUCCUCUCUGCGACGGUCCUCUCUGCCCUUCUUCCCUCUCCCUGUGGGUUUGAGCACCCUGUACUCCAGCCACCCUACCCAGAUACCUGAGCUACCACCUGUGUAUCUGUGUAUCUCUGGAUCUCUGAGGACCUCCAGGUCCACCUUGCUGGAAACUCAAGGAAGAGUCUCAUCAUCUGCCUGCUGGACAGCUGGAGGAGUUGGCAUUUUGCCUAGCCUGACCUUCCCAUCUGUGUCGGGGACAUAUUUGAAUGUGCUGGACUGAACCCUUCCUUUCCUUGAGCCCUCGGGGUCCCCUGCAGCCAGCUCUUUGGCGGCAGACCCCACCAGCCCACGCGGGCCCAAGAGCCGCUGUGUUUACUUGUGCCUUCCCCUCCAACCCAUCCAAUUUCCCUGUCAUGCAGGCUUGUUGCUGUCCUACAAGCCUUUGUGGCUGCACUGCUGCCCUCUGCCAUACAGGGGGCUGGGCCUGGGGCACGGGCUGGCUUGUUACCUUUGAGGGCUGGCGUUGCUGCCCUUAGCAGGAGCAGAUCCAAAGGUGGCUCUCGUUAGGGCAAGAAUGUGGGUCCCCGGGCCUUCCCUUGGUUGACACCAGUGGCACAUUUCUUUGGCUGAGGUUGGAGGGUGUGGAACAUCAUGCCAAAGCUAUCCCAGCACCCAGCUGUCCAUCUCAGAGGGGCUGGCUCCUGCCCUUUUGAGUUUCCAAGAAGCUCUGAAAAGUUCCUGAGGGAGGGAGGGAAGGUGGCUGAUAAGGAUUGUCUUCCUGAGAUGCAAGUUCUCCCUUCUACUUCCAGCAUUGGCCUUCUUGGCCUUGGUUUCUUCUGUUUCACUGGAGUGUAAGGGGAAGCAGCCUGCCGCCUCCUAGGCUUGAUCCUUGGCAGCCUCCGCUUCCUUGCUGCCCACAGGGGCCUGAGGUGAAUCAUCGCUGGGAUGGGAGAGUUGCUGAGGUGCCACAGAAUGCCCUUGUGGCCACUGGCAUUUGGGGCAGGUUGCCCCGUUCUGGGUUCGUGGUGACGAAAGGGAGCCUGAGAGGCACAGACCGAAUCCCCAGGCAGCUGCAGGCGGCUCCAGUCCCGGUCCUGAGGGUCCUCGUCACCACAGUCAUGUGCCUUAGUAACUGUGCCCAGGAAGCGUGCUGCUGCUUGCUGCACCGCUGCUUUUCCUCCUUGUGUUUUCCCCUGCCACCCUUCCACACGUCACAACUGACAGAUGACUCCCUGGUCUUCCCCGGCGCCUGGGGGAGGGGCUGACAGUCCUCUACACCCCACCUUGCUGGUCUGCAGCGGGCCAAGGCUUGCCUAGCAGCCUGGCUCUGAGGCCCUGGUGUUGAAGGGGGUGGGGUCCAUGCUCCCAGAUGCUUUUGCUGACAGGCUUUCGCUGUGCCACCUGUGAAUGCUGACCAGCACGGGGGUGCAGAGCUCAGCCAGGCUCCUGCCAUCCUCAAAAGACGUGGCAUUAAGGAAUGCUUAUUUCUGUUUUGUUUUUGAAGCCCUGGGGCUGGAAGUCUUGGAGCUGACCCUGCCGGCACUUCUGCUCCUGCCUGAGCCACUCUGCUUGGGGUGGUGAAUACAAUAAAGAACCCAGUAUAUUUUCAGUACCUGACCUAACAGGGUAGCUCCAGGCUUGGAUGGCCGUAAAGAUUAGGGAAAUGGCCUCCUCUCAGCCUCCUGCGUCACUCUCACACGCACUUUACUACCCGCUCGUUCCCAGUCUCUCGGCACCACUAUAGUCUUCCUUCGCUCAGGGUAAGGGCAGUGCCUGCUGGGCCUACGAGCACCCCCACAUCUCUCUCCUUCCCCACCCAGGAGCCCUUGCAUGCUGUGUGUAAAGCCCUAGCCAUUGUGGUCCUAUAUGGAACAGGUUGGUGAAGGUGCUAGAACACACAAGCCUCUGAAGGACCUGCAAAAAACCAGGGGGCCCGUCCUGGGCCUCUGAAGAGGCCGUUUUCAGAGACAUAUCUGCCAGCAGUUGCUGGUACUGGGCCCACCUGGAGGGUGGGGUCCCCGUGGACCCUAGUCGCCUCAUCACGCACAGGCUCUCCUUUACCCACAGGGAUGCCCUUGUCUUCCUCCAGAAAAGAAAGCAGGGACAAAUGGUAGAGGGAUCCAGAGUCUCACUGUUGGGCCUGCAACCUGAAUAAUGAUCUAAGAUAUAUUUUAAAAUGGAAGAUCUUACCCUUUUUUAUAUCAUUACUCUGGGUUAGCCCCCCUAAGAGAUUGCGCUAUUUGUUUUGGGUUUAUUCAGCCACAGAGGUGACCAGCUUAGCCCUUGAAAAAAAAUGAAAAGCCUUUCUUCUGAAGCUUUCUUCCAUCUCACCCACCAUUAACACCAUCCUGGGGAUCACAAGCCCAGACUUGCCUACCUGGUAGGAAAGGGAGUCUGGAUAAAUGGGAACCUAGUGCAUACACACCCCCUCACACCCUCUCCCCUUCCCUGCAUCACUGGCUUUGCUGAGGCCCCCCUCCCAUGUCCCGGAAGCCGCUGGGCCUGUGGUGGGAGGAGUCCAGGCCUCCCAUUUACCUUGCACUUCUCUAGAGCAGUUUCUUAGCCAGGUGCUGCUAUUUCUAGGGUUUCUGGGAUUUGUCCCUUUCAGGGGAUUAGGGACUCCACAGCUGCCUCGUGGUGGAACCUGGCUGAGAGGGGCCGUGGCAGGAUGUCUGGCAGGAGGCUGCUGAAGGAACCUGGAGCAGGUGGAAAAAACUGCCCAGGGCCUGGCCUUCCAGGGCUCACCUCUAGGGGAGUCCAGCAGAGGGCUUGUGCAGGAGAAUGGCCCACACCAAAGGACUACAAGUGUCUUUUUGCACACAUGAGCUGACCCAGCGCAGGUUUUAUAUCUGGUGACUUGCAGUCACGUGCCAGCGACUUUCAAGGGCCAGUAUGUGGUGAAAAUCACUUAAGAUUUCCGUCCCUUUCAAUGCCUUAGUUUAGUAAAUAGGCUUUCUCUUUUGCCAUUUCUGGAUUUUGUGUGCUUUGUUCCCGUUUCACUGGUGUGAACUGUGAAAUGGACUGAGUCCUAGCCACUUUGCAAAUUCUUUUGGCUUUACAAGGCAUUUCAAUGUGCAUUCUACUAACACUCCAUUUGCAAACAGAACUUAAGCUAAUGUCUUAUUCAGGCCUUCCUGCCUUCCUGCUUUCCUUCCUUCUCCCCCUCCCCCUCCUCUCCCCUCUUCCCCCAGCUGUCAAGUUCUGUGGAGAAGCCUGAUGGCAAGACAGACAAAGGUAGAUUUUUCCUGCUUCUUUAGUGCUGGCACAGGGAUCCACAGGCACUUGUCCUCUCCCUUCCCAGUCCUGCCUGAGGUCUCAAACCACCUGCUUGCCACACAACAAUGUCUCUUCCAUUUGCAGGGAACAUCGUCACAUAGAAGAUGGGAUAUGCUGCAAACACUUCUACAUCCUUGCCUUUCUUUCCUCUUAAAAAGAAUAAAGGACCCAGAAGGGAAGAGGUACACAGGCUUUAUAGCUUAAUUCCAGAUGUGCUUGCUGAGGAUGGUGACGCUGGGGGCUUCUUUCGGGGGGGCCCUGCUGGGGCCUCUGGCUCUCAGCCGAGGGCCAGUCAUUACUGGUGCCCAGGAAGGGUCUGAAAGAGAUUUUGCUUGGCAGAAGCAUGGGCUGAGUGGUAGAGUUAGUAGCUGAUUCCCUGGACAGAGAAAGGCAGCAGGCUCAGCUUUGCUGGGAAGCAGCUCCUCUUAAUCUCCAGUUGAAAACCUAGUAGAAUUUUGAAUGAAAACCCCAAGGUUGAGCCCUCUGUCUGGCAGCAGAGCUAACUGGAGGGCAAGUAGGGGGCCAAGCACUCAGAUUGCCAAGCAGGAGGAGAAACGGAUGAGGGUUGCAAGGCAGCCCACCACACCCUGCCCUGGCUUCUUAUUACACCACUAUGGAAUCCUUUGCAGAAUGGUACUCGUAUAUAAUGGUUUCAAACGACACAUGCAUCAUUGACUCUGUGCAGGAUGUCACUCAAUCAGUUUGGGUUUGCUUUAUUUUAUUUUAUAUAUAUAUUUUUUGGUAUCCUGUACAUUGCAGUGGGUGUGAAGAUAGUAUUUUAAUAUUUGUACAAAGUUUAAUUUAAUUUUAAUUGUUCUAUGUAUAUAACUGCAUUUCUAAAUAAUAAUUAAAAAAAGGUUCUUAUGAAGGCA